AUGGAAUAUCUUCAUUCUCCGAGUGCCAUUAAUAGUAGUGAUGUCAAUGAAGAAGUUGUUCACGAGAAUAAUGGAUUAUCUGUAACGUCAGUAAAUAAUGAAGAUACAAAAAUAUCUUCAAAAUCUCAGAGUGACAAUAACAUUCCUAAACAACUAUCAUCGUCUGUGACUGAUAUGACACAGGAUCAUAAUGCAUUAUUGCCGACAACAGUAACAAUGAAAAAUGAUGGUAGAAUAUCACCAAUGAAUCUUAAUACUCGUCAUGAAAAUCAACAAAUAUCCGAUCGAGCAUCUCCUAUAAAUGGUCCUGGUUUAGCUAAACUUAUUUCUGCGACACCAGGAAAUUCCUCUGGAACAAAACGUAUUGAUGCUGCAUUAGAAAAAAAUCUCGAAACAAUCUCUACACAAAUGCGUCGAACAGCUACAAAACCCUCACAAUUAACACAAAAUGAUCUUCAAUUAUUUGAUAGUACAUCAUCAGGUAGUGCUAAAAUCGGUCAAAUGUCACGAGAAAUGACACCUGAUUCAAUCAAUACUGAUUCAGCAAAUGAAGAAUCAAUACAAAAUGGACAUCAUUAUCAUCGACCAAUGAUGCCUCCAUCAGCUUUUGAUCCUUAUGGACAACCAUUAUGGCCUCCUGCAGUUUAUCCAUUUCCACAUCAGCAUCCUGGCCUCUAUUUACCUUUUCCGCCACCUACUAAUGGCCUACCACCAUUCUAUCCAUCAUACGAUCCAUUAUUAUUCGAACAACAUUAUGGUCCGCAAGGUUUAUCUGCUUAUUAUACACAACAACAACAAACAAUAGCAGCUCGUCUUUUGCAAGAACAUCCAUCAUUGUCAGAUAAUUUCCCAUCCAUAUUGACAACUCCAACAAGAGAACAUACAGAAACUUUACCAACUAUUAUUGUUGAUCCAAUAAGAUCAUCUGACUCAAUGACUAAUACAAGUCAAAAAAAGAACAUAUUACCUAAUAAACUAUCAUCGUCUUUUCAUCAGAAUCUUCAAACAAUUGAUGGAAGUUUAUCUAGAUUAUCACCAGAUUUAUUAUCUGAUGGUGAUGGUGGAGGAACUAAUGAUGCAGAUAGUAUUAUUUCAAUUGAUAGUAUAAAAUCGACUUCAGCUGUCAGUAUGCCUGUACUUGAAGAUGGUUUAUCGGAUUCAGAACAAAUAAGUGGUGAUGAACGAUCACCACCUAUAACGAUGAAAUCUACUAAUCGUCAUCAAUCAACUCAAAGUGAUUUUUUAUUUCAUUCAAGUCCUUCAUCAUUAAUGUCUUCACAUAAACAUCAAUUUGCAAAAUCAGUUAAUAAUGAACCUGAACCUCAAACAAAAACAUCUUCAAAUCGUCCACAAUUAUCUUCAUCAACUGCUCGUACAGAUCAUCAACAAAAAAUUUCUUCAGAAGAAUCUUCUGCUAUUCCAACAGAUUAUGAUACUGAUGAAGAAACAGACAAAUUACUUAGUCAUGAACAUCGCAUUAAUGUUAAAAAUCAAGAUAUUCGUGAGGCUGCUAUGUCAAAGCCAUCAAGACCACGCGAAGUUAUUAAACGAAUUAUUCCUGAUCCAGAAAAUUCAUCAGUAUUAAUUGAAGGCGUUCUAUUUCGUUGUCGAUAUCUUGGUUCAACACAAUUACCUAUAGAAGGAAAUCCAACAAAAUCAUCACGUAUGAUGCAAGCACAAGAAGCUGUGGAACGUAUCAAAGCACCCUAUGGUGAAAGUCAACCAUCUGUUGAAGUUGAUUUAUUUAUAUCAACAGAAAAAAUCAUGGUUUUAAAUACAGAUUUAGAAGAUAUUCUAAUGGAUCAUUCCUUAAGAUCAAUAUCAUAUAUUGCUGAUAUUGGUGAUCUUGUAGUACUGAUGGCUAAACGAAGAUAUAUACAAAAUGAUAAUAGUGGAGAUGGAAAUGAUGAUACAAAUGGAACGGCAACACGACGUGUUGUUUCUAUUAACCAAAAAAUGAUAUGUCAUAUUUUUGAAUCUGAUGAAGCUCAAUCUAUUGCUCAUUCAAUUGGCCAAGCAUUUCAAGUAGCUUAUGUCGAAUUUUUAAAAGCUAAUGGUAUUGAUGAUCCAAGUUUUACUCGUGAUAUUGAUUAUCAAGAAGUUCUCGAUCAACAAGAAAUUGCUGUUGAAGAAUUAGAUCGAUUUGCAAAAAAAGAAUGCCAAAAAGAGGCUAUUGUAACUAAAGGAAAAAAUGAACCACUAGGUAUUGUUAUUGUUGAAAGUGGUUGGGGAUCUAUGUUACCAACUGUUGUUAUUGCAAAUCUGAUGCCAUGUGGACCUGCAGCUAGAGGUGGACAGUUGAAUAUUGGUGAUCAAGUAAUUUCAGUGAAUGGUAUUAGUAUGGUAGGAUUACCUCUAUCAACUUGUCAAACACAAAUAAAAAAUAUGAAGCAUUUAACUACCGUCCGUUUUGUUGUUGUUCCAUGUCCACCAGUUGUCGAAGUACUUAUACGACGUCCAGAUACCAAAUAUCAACUUGGUUUUAGUGUACAAAAUGGCAUUAUAUGCAGUCUUCUUCGUGGUGGUAUCGCUGAACGUGGUGGUGUACGUGUUGGUCAUCGUAUAAUUGAAAUCAAUGGCAAUAGUGUUGUUGUUACACCUCAUGAAAGAAUUGUUAGUAUGUUAUCAAAUUCUAUCGGCGAACUUCGAAUGAAAACAAUGCCAACUCAAAUGUAUCGCCUAUUAACCGGACAAGAAACUCCAAUAUAUAUUUAA
Messenger RNA from Adineta steineri, 2715 nucleotides. NCBI's taxonomy places the organism in Eukaryota, Metazoa, Rotifera, Eurotatoria, Adinetida, Adinetidae. The record is from the annotation of a GenBank genome assembly.